ACAGCUCUACCCGGAAGCGGUCUUGAACCCCAAUUACUUAAUAUUUCUUUGACCCACUCUCUCCUAUCAGCUGUUCGAGUGUCAAAAUGGGAUGUAAACAAACGCGAAUUCACCACAGCACCAGGCACCAGCUUUUUUGACCAUUGGAUCAGUAGGGGAUUUAUUUAUUUUUUGCAAAUGAAUAGCGCAUAAUAAUUUUUAUUGUUUAAUAAUUGUAAAAAAUGCCAAUGAUAGUAAUCUCCGGCUUCCCUGCCAGCGGCAAAACUACCCGCGCCAAACAGCUCUUGGAAUACUUUACUGACAAAGGGAAGAAGGUAAAUCUCAUCUCGGAGAAUGUUUCUAUAGCAAAUGCCGGUUUUCCGAAAAACGAAUACUUUGCGGAUUCUCAAAAAGAAAAACAAGUGCGUAGCGAUAUUAAAUCGGAGGCACUGCGGUUGCUUAAUAAAGAAGAUGUGGUCAUCGUGGACGCUGGCAAUUAUAUUAAAGGCUAUCGCUACGAGUUGUUUUGCGCCACCAAAGCGGCACGAAGUACGCAGUGUACACUUUUCUGUGGCAUACAGGAAGCGCGAGCAUGGGAGUUUAACCAACAGCGCACUGGUGCAGAUGUGUUGGAUGAUCGAGUGGACAAUUCGAACGUGCCAUAUACACGGGAAAUAUUCGAUGCUUUGUGUAUGCGUUACGAAGAACCGCAUGGCAACUGCCGUUGGGAUAGUCCAUUGUUUGUGGUGUUUCCCGAUGAUGCGCUUAAUUUAGAGACUAUCUAUGGCGCGCUGUACGAGUCGAAACCCCUGCCACCAAAUCAAAGCACACAAAAUCCACCACUAAGCGCUACAAAUUAUCUAUUCGAGCUGGAUAAGUUAACGCAACAAAUUAUAGCCGACGUCUUGGCUGCACGAAAAAUUGGUAACACCGGUCCAGUGCCGGUGAAAGGUAGUCAGGUGAAAGUAGAAGUUCCGGCGGCCGUAAAUGCUAUUCAAAUGAAUCGGCUACGAAGACAAUUUCUAAAUUAUAGUAAAUUGCAUCAUGCGACUACUAGCACAUUGGAUAAAGUGCCGCAAUUGUUUGUACAAUUUUUAAAUUCAAAUUGUAAUGAAUAGCUUAGCUUUUGUGAAAUGAAAUUUUAAAUAGUAUAAUUUGCAAUUUCAACACCGCUAACAAAA
This is a messenger RNA of Rhagoletis pomonella (apple maggot), 1160 nucleotides long. Its product is annotated as protein KTI12 homolog. Bases 222 to 1097 code for a protein of 291 amino acids. NCBI's taxonomy places the organism in Eukaryota, Metazoa, Arthropoda, Insecta, Diptera, Tephritidae. The transcript is spliced from 3 exons. The record is from RefSeq and is a predicted model, not a curated record.